AUGGGCCAGAUUCAGAGCGGCAGCGAUAAGGAAGUGACUCUUGCACACAUUCAGAUGCUCUAUCAAAGGUUUAUGAGAGAAUGUCCAAGUGGCAGUCUGCAUUUACAUGAAUUCAAGAAAAUCUUUGGGAUCAACAGCAAUUCCAUGGGAGAAGCUGCAUAUAUGGAAAACAUCUUCAGAUCCUUUGACACAAAUAAGGAUGGAAAAAUCGAUUUCAUGGAAUACGUGGCAGCAGUGAACCUUGUUCUUCGAGGAAAACUGGAGGACAAACUGAAAUGGUCUUUCAGAGUUUACGACAGAGAUGGAAAUGGUUGUCUAGAAAGAAAUGAACUGAGAGUAAUUUUAAAGAUCAUCUACAAGAUACGUAAGCACAGUGACCCAUCUCUGACGAACACUGAUGACAUCUGUGACAGAAUAUUUGAUCUGCUGGACAAGAAUAAAGACAGUCAGAUUUCUUUGGAGGAAUUUAUUGAAGGAGCUGAAAAGGAUCCCUGGAUUAUGGAUUAACUCAAACUGGACUUUGGACCUUGUAGUUGGUUCCUGGAACAGCAGGAAAGGGCAGUGUGA
Molecule: messenger RNA, 567 nt
Organism: Thalassophryne amazonica
Lineage: Eukaryota; Metazoa; Chordata; Actinopteri; Batrachoidiformes; Batrachoididae
Gene: guca1g
Product: guanylate cyclase activator 1g
Biological process (GO): visual perception
Cellular component (GO): cone photoreceptor outer segment; photoreceptor inner segment
Molecular function (GO): calcium sensitive guanylate cyclase activator activity; calcium ion binding
Source: RefSeq, a predicted model, not a curated record